Molecule: messenger RNA, 4308 nt
Organism: Silurus meridionalis
Lineage: Eukaryota; Metazoa; Chordata; Actinopteri; Siluriformes; Siluridae
Gene: rnpepl1
Product: arginyl aminopeptidase like 1
Exons: 11
Coding region: 1347-3425 (692 amino acids)
Biological process (GO): proteolysis
Molecular function (GO): metalloaminopeptidase activity; zinc ion binding
Source: RefSeq, a predicted model, not a curated record
GCAGGUCUUGGUUUAUAGCAGUGGACUCCGAGAAGAAUCUCUGCUAAUCAGUUGUGUUUGUUAAACAUCUCUACAUGGCAUCAUACUUGUUGCUACUGUGUAUUUUAAGACACUUUUAAAGCAGCAGGAUCCAUAUAAAUAUCCAUAUUAUGGAUAAAAUGGUACUUGUUACUUGACAUAUUAAAUAGUAAGCAUUCUUUGUGGGAUGGCAUGUGGAUAAAAGCAUAGCCAAGAAAUAUAGCAUUAAUAUAGAUUUAUUCUUCAUGUAAAAUGUAUGCUGUAAUACAAAAUGUAAUGCACGCCUUCCGAUCGUUUCCAGAAUUCAACCUCAAUGUGGUAUCGGUUCUUGAAGUCGAUGUGUUGAAAGCAUAAAUGGGGAUGCGUAGAGCGAUGUGAGCGACAGCCUUGCAAUAUACAGGACUUAUAGGAUCUGUUGGCAAUGUCUUGGUACCAGAUAUCACAGCACACCUUCAGAUGUUUUAUGGAGUCCAUGCCUUGGUGAGUCAGAGCUGUUUUUGUGUCACAAGAGAGAUGUAGACAAUAUAAAGCAGGUGUUUCUAAAGAUAUGGCUGAUUGAUGUAAAUGAUCUGUUGUAAAGGUAAAACUAGGAGAAGGAAAAUAGGAAGCCCAAGGAGGAGGUUUAUGGAUGUAGUGAGGGAAGACAUGCAGGUGGUUGGUUUCAAUGAGGCAGAUGAAGAGAACAGAGUGAUAUAGUGAUGGGUGAUCUGUAAGAAAAUCAAUUAUUAUGUAUCCUAUCUAUCUUGUUCUUUAUAUUCAUGUUGAUAGUGUUUGUCUUUUUACUUAGACAAAUUAUUUUAUUUUGGUCCCCUCUAUAAUUGAGUUGGACAUCCCUGGUGUGCUGGUUCUCUCUAAGGACUCAACAGCGCCCUCUGGCUUUUCCAAAACUUUCUGAGCUCCGUGCGAUUUCCUCCUCCUCCUUGUUUUCACUUCCUGUUUUGUAAAGGGAGUCACUCAACAUACAUUCGUUCAUUUCAGCUCCACGGUGGUGCUUUCCCCCCCCCAGGUUUUUCACCCAGGCGCUUCACUGAAAGCCAGAAUAAUUGUGCUGUUGAUGGAGGAUGGAUUGAUCGACUGGUUGAUCUCUGCGGCCCCGAUGGAUUUCACGUAGAUGUUGUGUAGUAUUGGUUCUUGCUCCCGUUUUUGCUGGAAUGACUCUGGAUCCAGUAGAAAACUUUACAGCUUUUGUUCCAGGAGAAAAAUAAGGUGCCAUGCCGCAGCUGUAAAGUUUGUGUACCGCGGGAUCACGCAAACUUUUUUUGUGUUCUUUUGUUACUUUUUUUUUUUGUCUUUGCCUUUUAUAACUCGACGCGGUGCUGAGCGCUGCCAUGGCCGAGCUGAACGCGGCGCUGUGCUGCUGCUGCCGGAAGGCGCUGCCGGUGCCGGGUAAAGCUCGGGACGGACCUCGGUCGCUCGGCCGCUGCCGGCUGGUAGACGUCGCGUCGGCGUCCAACUUCCACAGCUUCUCGCUGCGCCACUUUCACCUCGACCUGCGGCUGAACUUCGACUUAAAGCGGAUCACAGGCUGGCAGGUCCUGGAGCUGGCGAUCCUGCAACCCGGGGUCCAGGCACUUGUGCUAGACGUCCACCCGUCUUUACUCAUCCAUUCUGUCGACUGCAAGGUCCCGGGGACAUCCGGGUCCCCCGAUACCGUCUUCUCUCUCUCCUACAACCUCGUGCCGUUCACCGACUACGGGUCCUCGCUCCGAAUCGCGCUCCCCGCCGCCUCCAUCCGGCCGCACCGGCCCUUCCGGGUCACCGUCCGCUACACCACCACGGACGGACCUGCGAUCUGGUGGUUGGACACUGAGCUAACGUGUGGUCAAACGCGGCCGUUGGUCUUCACUCAGGGUCACUCAGUGUGCAAUCGUUCUUUUUUCCCCUGCUUUGACACUCCAGCUGUCAAAAGCACCUACUCAGCUACCAUCAGGGUUCCAGAUGGAGUGACGGUGCUAAUGAGUGCCUCCAGGAGUGUGUACUCUAAGCAGGACCGGCUGUUCCAGUUCUCUAUGGAGUACCCUGUUCCUGCCUACUUGGUGGCACUUGUGGCUGGAAAUCUACAGCACGCUGACAUCGGACCCAGGAGCCGUGUGUGGGCUGAGCCCUGUCUCCUGACUUCUGCUGUCAGUAAGCUGGGAGGCAGCGUGGAGCGCUGCCUGGACGUGGCCGAGCAGCUCUUUGGCUCUUAUGUGUGGGGCAGGUAUGACAUUGUUUUCCUCCCUCCUUCAUUUCCUAUCGUGGCCAUGGAGAACCCAUGUCUCACCUUCAUCAUCUCCUCCAUCCUGGAAAGUCAGGAGUUCCUCUUGAUUGACGUCAUUCACGAAAUCGCUCAUGGCUGGUUCGGAAACGCCGUCACAAACGCCACCUGGGAGGAGAUGUGGCUCAGCGAAGGGCUGGCCACAUACGCACAGAGGCGCAUCACUACAGAGGUUUAUGGCGAAGCCCUCACCUGUCUGGAGACGGUCUUUCGUUUGGACGCGCUGCACAGACAAAUGCGUCUUCUCGGAGACAACAAUCCAGUGAGCAAGCUGCAAGCCAAGUUUGAGCCAGGGGUUAACCCCAGCAGUCUGAUGAACCUGUUCACCUAUGAGAAAGGCUUUUGCUUUGUCUCGUACCUCUCACAACUAUGCGGUGACAUCAAAAGAUUUGACACUUUCCUCAAGGCAUACAUUGAACAGUUCAGGUUCAGCAGUGUGGUUGCUCAGGACCUGUUAGAUUUCUUUCUGGGCUUCUUUCCUGAGCUGAAGGAGAGUUGCGUGGCACAGCGGGAAGGACUGGAGUUCGAGCGCUGGCUAAACGAGUGCGGUCCUCCUUUAUGUGAGCCGGAUCUCUCCGCCGGGGGCAUAUUGACGGGGCCCGUCCAGCAGCUGUGUGAACUCUGGGGCACAGAGCCUCUUGACCGUCAAGCCAUUGCGAACUUUGACAUCUCUACAUGGAGCACCUUCCAGACCGUUCUCUUUCUGGACCGGCUGCUGGACCGCUCACCUCUGCCACAAGAAGUGAUGAGUCUCCUAUCGAGCUGCUACUCGGUUCUGCUGGAUGGCAUGAAUGCAGAGGUGCAGAUUCGCUGGCUGCAGGUCGUUGUGAGAAACAGCUUCUAUCCUGACCUGCAUCGCGUUCGCAGUUUCCUGCACAAACAUACCUCACGCAUGUACACAGUGCCUUUGUACGAGGACCUGUGUGGAGGAGUCCUGAAGUGUUUCGCUGUCGAGGUGUUUUACCAAACACAGGACCGCUUGCACCCCAACCUUCGCAAGGCGCUGCAGCAGAUUCUGUUCCAAACCAGCACAGCCAACAACUCCAGCACCCCGGCCCUGGUCGGCCCACCUCAGUCCACUCCGUCACCACCUCCAGACCCACCCACUAAUGGGACCAUGGCCUUGCUGGACGUCAACGUGUCUGCGUGACACUAUAGAGCGCUGCAGUGUAAGUGAACUGAGGAAGGAACGGAGAAGAUUGUCGCAGGAGAUCGGCCUGUGUGUGCACUUGUGUGCGUGCGUGCGCACGUGUGUGCGUUAUCUCCAACACUGGGAUUUUUACAUGCACCUUCAAUAUUCACGUUCAAGCUGCUCAGGUUUUGUGGAAUGAAGUGGAGGACAGACAUGAUGUGUUCAAAGAUGGUUUGUGUGUGUGUGUGUGUGUGUGUGUGUGUGUGUGUGUGUGUGUGUGUGUGUGUGUGUGUGUGUGUGAGAGAGAGAGAGAGAUGAGGGUGCGUAUGGAUGCAUCAGUUAAAGAUUGCCAUUUGUCAAUUCCAUGUUAGUGUGUGUGUACGCGUAAUAAGACGUGUGUGUGAUGGAGAUAGUGUGUGUUUCCACUCUGCCUAUGCACCAGUCUGAAUGUGUUUUGCACCCUUGAAUACUUCUAUAUGCCUCUGACCUCAGAUCACACCAUGUGACCAGUAAUGGACUCAGUAUCAGAGACUGUAAUUAAAAGCCAGGUGAUGGAGAGGAAAAAAAAAAAGAAAAAAAAGCUGCUCAUGGAUUCAACAUAUAUUCUGGCCAAAAAUGAAAUGUACACCAUUUUUCCCUUUGAUGCACAUGCAGAAGAUCUGCUUCCAAGCUUCUUCUUUCCAAGUGUUCUACUUCCUCUUCUUCGCUGCUGCUUCUUCUUUUUUUUUUUUUUUUUUUAUUUAGAGCCCCACAAAAAGCAAUAAAAGCUUUUGGCCUGCAGUUUUGAAAGGAAAAUGAAAAUACAUUCCGAAAUCACACCAGCAUCUAAUGUGCAGCGAGCACUUACUGCAACGCUCCACCUUGUAACACACGUGAAAUAAAUAUUUCUAUUGAAAUAUCA